This is a messenger RNA of Marchantia polymorpha subsp. ruderalis, 2143 nucleotides long. The record is from the annotation of a GenBank genome assembly. NCBI's taxonomy places the organism in Eukaryota, Viridiplantae, Streptophyta, Marchantiopsida, Marchantiales, Marchantiaceae.
UGUGCCCUGGGAUGCAUUGUCGGGAAUUCCUGGAAUCUAGAGUUGCGUUGCAUGCUCCGCGGCCCCUCAACGAUGUCAGCAUGCCCAUGCAUGCUACAAACAAGGCUCUGCCUUGCGUAUCAGUGGCUGGCCUUCCUUGCCGAUCCUUAUCCGAAAGUGUCACUCACCGCCCACCAUCAGUAUUCAUGAUUCACGGGCCAGCCAAGUCAUCGUCUCUUCCGUAAUAUUGAGAUGUCCUGUCUUCGACGACAUUGACAGGGACUUCGGACUCGCGACGAUCAGGUCUCAACAAUCUCAAAGUUCGAGAUCGGAACUGGUUCCACGACGCAGUAAAUUCCUUUUGAAAUUGCUAGCUUGAAUAUCAAUUCGAGAGUAGUUGAAUGGCGUCGCUGGCGUGCCUAUCGGCACCGUCAGGUCUGGGGAACAUCACGCAGCUCGCAUUUGGGACUCCGGUACACAGUGGCAACAAACGUAGCAUCUACCAAAGCCGACGCAAAGGAUCUGUGAGUGUAAGAAAUGAAGUUGGGACAGACGUUUCGGUAGAUGGCAAGCACGCAUUGUUGCAGAGCGGGAACGACAAGCUGCAAAUUACUCGAGUGAUCAAUGGGAUGUGGCAAACUAGUGGAGGAUGGGGCAAAAUUGACCGUGAUUUAGCUGUGGAUGCUAUGAUCAGGCACGUGGAUGCAGGGUUUACGACCUUUGACAUGGCUGAUAUUUAUGGCCCAGCAGAAGAUAUUUACGGACUUUUUAUGAACCAGAUCAGGCGAGAGCGUGGAGAAGAGCUGGCCUCUACGGUAACAGGACUCACUAAGUGGGUUCCAUCUCCUGCAAAGAUGACAAGGGGUGUCGUCGAAGCAGCUAUUGAUCGUUCAAGAAAGCGAAUGGACGUUCAGACUCUUGAUAUGGUGCAAUUUCACUGGUGGGACUACGCCAACAAGGGAUAUUUGGAUGCCCUCUUGCACAUGACUGACCUCAAAGAAGAAGGAAAAAUCAAGACGCUUGCCUUAACCAACUUUGACACGAAAAGGUUGGGUGUGAUCCUGGAGAAUGGCAUACCUAUCGUGAGCAACCAGGUCCAACAUUCGUUGGUCGACAUGCGGCCUCAGCAAAACAUGUCUGAACUAUGUCAGCUCACUGGUGUCAAGCUCAUUACGUAUGGUACUGUUAUGGGAGGUCUGCUCUCGAACAAGUGGUUGGACGUCAAUGUUAACGUUCCUUUCAUGGGUCCUAAGUUGGACACUCCGUCCCUCGGCAAGUACAAGCAGAUGGUCGACUCAUGGGGAGGUUGGAACCUAUUCCAAGAACUUCUGCGAGAAUGUGAUAAGAUAGGAAGAAAGCAUGGUGUACCAAUAUCUACCGUAGCCGUCCGAUACAUUCUUGAUCAGCCAUCAGUUGGGGGAUCCAUGAUCGGGGUCAGGCUAGGCCUGUCAGAGCACCUUAGAGAUUCUCAAUCUGUUUUCAGAUUCCAACUCGACGAUGAGGAUCGCGACAGAAUAGCGUCCGUGACUAAGAGGGGUAAAAAUUUGAUGGAUGUCAUUGGUGACUGUGGCGAUGAGUACCGAGGGUAGACAAACUUUCACAUCUUCGCAAGCGAACUUCGUAUCCAGUUUUAAGUAAGAAAUGAUCCCUCUGGUUAGAACCUUUCAGUUGGAUCUGAACUUGUACUUCAGCCCCAAAUGCGGCACAGCGAGGAGAUUGAGUACUGGGAGAACGUGGACAUGAGGGGAGACGAAGAAGGAGGAAGAAGGAGGGGAUUUCUCGACAGUGAAGAUAUUAUCUGAUCAAACUGAAGAAUUCAACUAUUUUUUCAAACUCAAUAAACAAAACGGCACUUUCAUCCUUGUCGUCCUGAAUCGUCGUGUCCUCCCGUCUUCUCUUCGUCUAUUGCAGUACCAUUGAUAAGUUCAGCCAGGCCGCAUAAUGGCCCCGGGCUAAGACGGGUAUUAAAAUUUUGUGCGAAUUCAAGACCUAGGCAAAGGUUGAGGCGAUAUGUUGACACAGAAGACGCCUUGUCGACAGUCUGCAAUAAAGACGUCCUGGAGCUCUUUAAAAUUCAAGUGGAGUAACUAGUUGAGGCGAGUGAGAUACCAAAGUUUAGUAGGCAUGUAGUGUAUGAUAUAAUUUAUAUACCAGCAACAGACAG